AUCCUACUCGGACCACCGCCCGAAUCCUCUUCGCCUCCCACCUCCAAACUCCUCAAAUUUCCUCUCUCUUCCUGUUUCUGCCUGAUCUCGAGUUCUGAUUUCACCAGCCCACUUUUUGAAUGACGACGUGAUCUCCCUCUUCUCUUCUCCUUCAUCCCUCCUCUCCUCUCUCUCCUCUUCCUGCCCCGCAAAAAGUGCCCAACGCGCCUCGUCGUCGACUUUGCCGCCCGAAGAGAGAAUAAAGCGAAUAGAUUUCGCCCAAGAUGAAGUCGAUGAAGGGCCUUAGCAUGAAUAAGAUGCUGGGGAGCAUCAGGAAAAAGACUGUUGGCUCUGAUCGUUCCACUGCGACGACUCCAGGAGCUACGCCAGAAGUCACGGCCCACAACAGCGUGAAAGCAUUCUGCGAGUCUGGCGGAAGCUUAAAGAAUGACGAAGUGCUCUUCCUCCCCCCAAUCGUCGAUGCGGCCGAAUCCUCGCCCACCGCCGCUGCCGAGAGCGCACGCAUAAUCCGAAAGUACUUGGCCAAGGAGUACUCCUCGCGGCCGUCAUGGCAGUACAACGCCAUCAUGCUGAUGCGGAUCCUGGCCGACAACCCUGGAGAGACGUUUACGAGGAACAUGGACGCCAAGUUUGUCGACACGGCGAGGGCGCUGCUCAAGGGCACAAAGGACAACAACGUGCGCCAGAUUCUGAUGGACACGCUGGAGGAGUUUGAGCGCGCCAAGUUUUACGACACGAAUCUGACGCUCAUCAUAAGCAUGUGGCAAGAGGAGAAGGACAAGGCAGUUGAGAAGCACGGGAGCCGAGCACCUGCAUUGCCUGUGCGUCCCACGCAGUCUUUGGCGCCUGACUCUUUCAGCAACGGACAAUCGCAGAAUUACUUCUCCAGGCACCACAACAACAACCGGCUGCCAGAGCCCGCCGAGCUGGCCAGCAGGCUGCAAGAGGCGCGCGAGUCUGCAAAACUGCUAGAACAGCUUGUGAUGAACACGCCGGCCGUGGAGAUCCUUGGCAAUGAACUAAUCCGAGAGUUUUCAAACCGAUGUCUGAGCGCUUCCAGGAGCAUCCAGGGCUACAUGGUGUCGUCCAACCCCGCGCCUGACAACGACACCAUGGAGAGCCUCAUUGACACCAAUGAGCAGCUGCAGACCGCGCUGAGCCAGCACCAGCGUGCCAUGCUCAGCGCUCGAAAGCAGCUGGGCCUCAACGGAUCCGAAAACCCGUCUCCUGCUCCUGAACAGCAGUCGCUCCACGGCUCAGGCGGCUCCAACGGCGUUCAGGGUUGGCAGCCCCCCAAUGCUGCGGCAUCAUCAUCCAACUCCAGUCAGCCACCUGUUUCCAAUGCGUUUAGCGGCAACAGCAACGGCAAUGGCAAUGGCGGCGGCAGCGGUAGUGGAAGCAGCAGCAAUAAAGGCAAGGGCAAAGAUUCGGAUCUCUACAGCCCUCCAUCUCCUUCGUUGGACCCGGGCCGUGGCAGGGCGCCGCCGCCUGAUCCGGUGUCUCCCGUAGAAAACCCAUUCAGCGACCCUCCACAGCCGUCGAGCUCGAACGGUCAGCUUGCAGUCCCCUUUGACGGACCUUUCCAACCAGGCUUCGGGUUGAAACACCACCAAGACGGCUCAUCAACACAUGGCACUACUGGGUCUGGACACGCUUCUGAGAGCCAUUCAACGCGCGUUAUAAACCCUGACUACCAGGUUUCGGACGAUGAAGACCUUUACUCCUCGGCUCCCAGGAGCAGCAAGGAACCCAUGUAUCGGUACUAGACAAACAGAAGGAACAGCGACAGCGAAGAAGGAGAAGUAUUUCAGCACGAAGGCCAUGAAUAUGGGUAAAUUCAAGAUCAAAAUUCAAGGUUAAAUGGAUCGUCUUUUGGAAGACGGGGCGGAGUUUUUCUUUUCGUUGAUCAUUAUUAUCAUUAUAUUAUUAUUGCCACAUGUUUGGCUGCUUAGAGAUGUUGGAUGGUUCGGCCCAAGGUGUUGCGUUCUCGCAAUAGCUCGCUAUUUCUGCAAUUUCUUUUCUUUUCUUUUUGUUCAUCUUUUAUUACAGCGGAAUACCACCUUGUCGUUACGCAGGCAUGAGAGCAAAUGGGGUUUCAAAGUCAGAGAUAUCAUUUUCGUCCGUCAUGUAUAUGUGCAGUUGAUACAAUCUACGUUUUAUGCAAGUGUAUUUGGCUUGGG
Messenger RNA from Trichoderma asperellum CBS 433.97, 2180 nucleotides. RefSeq lists its product as uncharacterized. Lineage: Eukaryota; Fungi; Ascomycota; Sordariomycetes; Hypocreales; Hypocreaceae. Gene Ontology annotation, molecular function: phosphatidylinositol binding; ubiquitin binding. The record is from RefSeq and is a predicted model, not a curated record.